This is a messenger RNA of Pediculus humanus corporis (human body louse), 2964 nucleotides long. RefSeq lists its product as uncharacterized. The transcript is spliced from 14 exons. NCBI's taxonomy places the organism in Eukaryota, Metazoa, Arthropoda, Insecta, Psocodea, Pediculidae. Gene Ontology annotation, biological process: negative regulation of transcription by RNA polymerase II; chromatin organization. Gene Ontology annotation, cellular component: pericentric heterochromatin. The record is from RefSeq and is a predicted model, not a curated record. Bases 1 to 2964 code for a protein of 987 amino acids. Gene Ontology annotation, molecular function: chromatin binding.
AUGGUCUGUGAAAAAUAUACAAAAAGCGUUGUAAAUCUUUAUAAGGACCUACACGGCGCGUAUUGUGUUGUUUUAAUGAAAAAGCUAAUGGUAGAAAUGGAUGGUGAACCUGAGCAUGCAUCUGCAGAAACUGAAAAUGCUACAAAGCCUCCUGAAGAAUCGGUUCAGGAGAAAGUAGAAGAGGACACUAUUACCGCUCCAAACCCUCCUUCUGCUGAAAUGGUUAAAGCUGCCCAAGAAGAUGUCUUACAAUUAGAUGUUUUGGUUUGUGGAAAAUGUCAAAAUGUUUAUCACUUUAUAGAAGCAUUUAGUGAACAUAAAAAUUCAAAUGAAUGUGACUUGGAAACACAAAUUUUUAAAAGUAAUACUAAUGAUUCGACUCCUCAGUUGUGGGGGUUUCUAUUGUGGAAAGCAUCAAGGACCAAAGACAUUGGUAAUCAAUCAUCUCCAGAUUGGGCAUCAAGUUCUUGGAACCUUUAUCAAAGAUGGUGUAAACUAUCUGAAGAGGUUCGAAAAACAUGGAUACAAGCAGGAAAGUCACUUAAAAAUCUUACGGAAAUAAGUAGAGCAAAGUUAGAUACUCAAAGUACAAAUUCAAAUAAGAUAAACAAGCCCUUAAAGACUACAAUGACACCCCAACAAAUUCAACAACACAGACAAACAUUGUUAGAGUUAAGAAAAGAGUUAGAAGAUGAUGAAACUGAAAUGAUGUCUACACUUGGUCUAAUACGAGGACCAAAAUCAGCUGCUGAAGGAAAAGGAAAGAAAGUUAACGAAAAAGAAUCCCUAGCAGCAAAAGAAAAUGAUGUAAUUAAAGCUUCUACAAACAAAAUAAUAAGAAAAUCACUCAAACCUAAAGAAGAUGGAGAAGAAUCAGAAGAAGAAGAAUAUGUUGUGGAAAAAAUAGUUGCUAAAAGAGUCAAUCCGAAAACAAAAAAACCUGAAUAUUUAUUAAAAUGGGAAGGUUUUCCAUCAGAUCAAAAUACUUGGGAGCCGUUACAAAACAUGGGUACAUGUACAAAGUUAGUUCAAGAGUUUGAAAGGAACUUGGCUCGGCAGAAAGCGAGAAAAGCGUUAGAAGCAUCUAAAAUAUCUAAAAAUGUAAUAAAAAUUGAAGAAUUGGUUCAGAAUUCUACUCCAACUAAGCAAGUAUCAUAUGCAAGUACGAGACCCAUAAGAACAAGCGCAAAGAAAGCUCUUGAUCACUUUAAAGAAUGGGUUAAUAUAGGGACGAAAAGAAAAUAUGAAUCGGAAGAAGAUAGCGACGCAGACGAUCCAAAACCUAAAAAACAAGACACGCAAGAUCUCACGAAUUUGUUUAAAAAAAAAAUAUUAGGGAAUUCAAACUCUAAAACGCCAGUUCUUGUCGCCAAUUCAAAAGGAGUUGUACGAGUUGAUCCUGAACAAGUGCCGAAUCUCUCAUCUGGUGUAUAUAUUUUAUCAUCUCAGUCUGGUUUGAUUAAAGUUGAUGAUCCGACAGCGCAAAAAUUAACGGAAGCAAUGAAAACGGAGGGUAAAAAAUUCACGGAAUCAUCAAAUUCAAAAGUUAUGAUAAACGAAACAGAAAUCAGAAAAAUACCAGCUAAAAGCGUGCAGCCUAAAAUAAGACUAUAUAAAAGGGAUCAACAACAGUCGGGGAUAGUGAAAAAAGACAGUACAUUGUCACCAUCAGUAAAAAUAAUACAAAAAAGUAGCAUGAACAAGCUUCCUUUGCCUUUAAGAUUAACCUCACCUAAAAUAAAUCAGCAACAAAUUAUAUCUAAAAUAGGUUCUCCGAAAACAAUGUCAACUCCAAAACAAAUUGUAUUGGGACAGAAGAAAAUGCGUCCGCUCCCGGGUCCCAUACCUAGCCCAUUACGACCGCCAAUAUUGAAACCUAAAGUUACUAUAAGAACAGCUCCAACCACAGUUAAAAAGCAAACGCAAGUUAGACUGGGAAAUUUUUUAAAUAAAGGAAAUAAAGAUAGACUUUCAACGGAUAAAUUUUCCGACGAUGAUUUUGACGGUGGAUUACCGGAUGAAUUUCCAAAAGAAGACGAACCCAUAGCUCCACCCAGCCCCACACGUCCUUUAACCCUAUGUCCUCUUACUGGUGAAGUUUUAGUAAUAUGGAUCGGGUUUUAUAAUAAUGGAUUAUUUUACGUCACGAUAGGAAAAGCGGAAGGAGAAAAGACGCCUCCUACCGAGGAAGAAAACAUUCUUCCCGAAAUCGAAGACGACGGAAUGAUGAGGGUAGAAAUGAGUCCGGGUGGUACUAUUAGACAAAUUAUAAGCAAACCCCAACAGAGCACCAUACAGCAACAGAGAAAACAACAAUCAAUCCUUCAAAAAAAACAACAACAGCAAACAGUUGCAAAAGUUCGAACGACGAAUGAAUGCAUGGAGAGUGCAGAACAAGAAUUAAUAUCGAUAGAAGGAGAAGAUGGUAUUAUUUAUCAAAUGACUCCAGAACAGCAGCAAAUGCUCAUUAAUAAUGGCACAUUCAGAGUAGAUAGUAGAGUUGUACAAGACGAGAAUACAAUAGAAUCUGAAAACACUGAAAUCGUCAUAAGAAACGGUCAAAUCAUCCAAAGAACGAUUCAAGGAAACGGCGAUGAAAAUUCUCAAGACGGAAGUACAAUUUUAAUGCAAAAUGAAUCUUCCAACGACCAAAUAAUUUUACAAACCAGUGAAGGUGGAGUGUAUAUGACUCAGGACGGGGACGGAGGUGGUGAAACGGUUUUAACGUUAGAUUCUGCUGUGCAAGAAGCCGUGGCAAGCGGAGCACCAAUAGCAGAAGAAGUUACUGAAGAAACUGAGGAAGCGACCGAAGAUGGACAACAAAUGGUGGCACAAAUAGUACAGGCAGAACCCCCAACUCCGGGUGGUGGGCCGAGAAAAGUUGUCUUGCUUUUGCCCGAUGGGAGUCUCAUUCACACCGAAAUGGAUGAAGAACAGUAUCAAGCAUUGGAAUUUGAAAAGUAA